UGUUACUGGAAAUGUGAAGGAAUCUUUCAAUUACAAUGAAGAAUUCUUGGAGUUUUGUACAGAGGGAUAUAUCACUUUGCUUGCUCUGAACAUUUUAGACAUGGAAAAUCUGACAGAUGUUCCAGAUGUGGAUGAUAAAGUUUCAUGCCUCCACAACACUUCAAGCAAAGUGAUAGACAGUGUAUUUCAAUCUACAUCAUCUGUUGUUCAGAAAAUUACAAAAACAGGCGAGAGGACACAAGAAAAUGAGCUAUAUCCAUUUUGUAUCUGUAAGUUGGAAAAGCCAGGAGCUAUCAUGAUUUUUUGCAAUAACAAAAAACUGCACAAGAGGAAUCUGGUUCCAUAUAGAGUGUGUGGAAAUGGAAGAGGAAGACAUUCCAGAGGGUGUUUGGUAUUGCAGUACUGAUUGUGAAAAAGAGAAGUCAGCUAGAAGAACAAAGAAAAAGACGACGGCAACCACUUUAACAGAUUUUAAAAUGGAUUAUGUCCUUCUCCUCAUCUGGCGAGGGCUUUCGCAGAUGUCAAGGAAAGAUGCUAUUAGGGAGAACAAUGGGAAGAUGAUGAUAAUCCAUUGGAAAUUUGAUCUCCUGCAGUUUUUUUCCAGACACCACCCAAAAUACUUCCUCUUGUGCACCAGACUGCUCCUAGCAGUAAAUGGUGCAGUUUCACCUAGGUUACAAAAGACAUUGAUUUGGAACAGAACCAUCAGUUCCAAUGGUGGACUGGGGAAGAACAUUGAAAUGGAUUUGCAAAUGGAGUACUUCAAUAAGGAGUACAAAGAGAGUGUUAAAGAUGCCGCAGGACACUUGACACCCGACACAGUGGCAAGGCACAGCCAAAUGAUUGGGAUAGGGAAAGAGGUUGCCAAGGUGUACGACAUAAGUGUGAGUGGUAUGUCAGGACGCACUAUCCACAAGGGUGGGGGAGUUGAUAGAUCAAAAGACUUUUCUGACUUUAUCGAGCUUCUUCUUCCCGAGAAAAUCUUUUGUGCUCAUCCAGGAAGACAUUAUAAAAGUUUUCCUGAUGUUGACGUAAAUGUACAUGCAAAAGCCCAUCCCAAAACCAUUCGAGAAAGACUGGAGAGAAUACGAAAAGAGGAGAGCAGGAAGUUGAAGAGAAGAAAUCAAAUGUUAGAAUAUGGGACAAUUUUGUAGACUUAGUUUUUAUGUUGUAUUUGAAAUAUAUUGGCGUUUUGACCUUGCAUUAUUUCCAACGAACUUAUCAGAAUGUGUAUAUCAUUUGCAAAUUCUUUUUUGUCCAUUAGUUCUUUAUGUGCAAGACUUAAAAUUUUAAGAAACCUCUUUAGACAGUUAAAAUCCAAUCUCAUUUUUUGGGGUUGUAGUGUACUAAUCAAAAUAAAAUUGAAAUGACUGUCAUGCUCAAUUCACAAUAUGAAAUUUUCUGGUAGUUGUACAGUGAGCUUUUGCUGUUAUGUAUACAACAUUCAAGAAAAAUCCAAGAAUAUAUAAACAUUGAAAAAAUUAGUUCUUCAAUUUCAAAGUAAAAAAAGAUUAUCUAUCAUUGAUUUUGCAUUCUUUAAAUAAACAAGCAAUCAUUCAUUCAAUGUAUUCUGUUUAGUAACAGUUAUUGUCACUGUUUAGCUCACAUGAGAUGAAAUUCCUGAUGACCAGUUGUCUGCAAACUGUUCAUAUUAAUCCAUUACUUCCUCCCAAAUCGGUGAAUCCCUUUGAUCAAAUUUGGCAUAAAUCAUUGUUGUGUGAAGGCGAUUCAAGGCGUACAAAUAAUGGACUCUAAGGUGUUAAUCAAACUUGGGCAAAAAAUAGGGCAGGGUCAUUUAAAAAAUAUUAAGAACCACUGUGCCAGAAAAGUUGAAAUUUAUAUGCAAGUUUCCUUAUAUCUUACAUGAUGUACAUUAAAUUCUGUUUAACCCCCCCCCCCUUCCC
This is a messenger RNA of Ostrea edulis (European flat oyster), 1904 nucleotides long. RefSeq lists its product as uncharacterized. The coding region runs from base 360 to 1154 and encodes 264 amino acids. NCBI's taxonomy places the organism in Eukaryota, Metazoa, Mollusca, Bivalvia, Ostreida, Ostreidae. The transcript is spliced from 2 exons. The record is from RefSeq and is a predicted model, not a curated record.